Molecule: messenger RNA, 2601 nt
Organism: Anoplopoma fimbria (sablefish)
Lineage: Eukaryota; Metazoa; Chordata; Actinopteri; Perciformes; Anoplopomatidae
Gene: larp6a
Product: La ribonucleoprotein 6, translational regulator a
Exons: 3
Coding region: 185-2251 (688 amino acids)
Biological process (GO): RNA processing
Cellular component (GO): nucleus
Molecular function (GO): mRNA binding
Source: RefSeq, a predicted model, not a curated record
UAGAGAGGAACACGUGCAUUUGGCUCCCCUACUUAGCGACGUGAAAACGGGUCACUCGUGUCUUGGCAGCAAAAGACAACACCCUGUGUGUCCAAAAAAAAAAAAAAACCCCAAAUAACAAAAAAAAACAACCACCAGUGUGUAUGAAAGCAAAACAAAGCCAAAAAAAAAGAGAAGGAGGAACAUGCACGCCUUGGUGAACGCCUUCAUGCGCUGCCUCUCCUUCCUCCUGCCUCCCUCUUGGCUUUGUGUCAGCUUUUGCUUGUGGGCUGGGAAUGAACGCGAGGAGACGCUGCCGCCGCGGCCCAAUCCCAGAGCUCGUUUCAAACGCAGACAGCCUCUUACAUAUGAGGAAGUGGCAGCAUCGCUAGCAGCGGUAGAAGCCCAAGGAGGCUCCAGCCCGUCGGUCUCGCCACCAGCUCCUCCAGGCUGCGUCUCGCCGGCUGCUACGAGCCCCGCUGCUCCUCAGGGCCCUCCGUCGGGUCGGAUCUGGAUCGGGGGCCUCUGGCUAGCUGUGGAGCGCCUCCUCGGAGCCCCCUGGGUCCUGCUCCGCCAUCACUGGUGCCCGGAGAAGAAGCGUCGAUUGGCUUUACGCGCCCAGUAUCCUGUCUGCGGCUCCGCGUCGAGCACGACUCCAGGCUGCCGGGGAGGAGGCGCUGCUGCCGGGGGAGGCACCUCCACUCUUUGGGGGACCAUGAGCAGGUCCGCGGGGAGCCCCGACACCAGCCCGGCGGAGUGCGUCCUGGAUGCGUCUGCGGAGCGAGGCAUCGAUGAGGUAAUCACCGUGGAUCAGCACACGCAGGAGAUGGGGACGGUGACGAUCACGGUGGCCAUUCAGGCGGCGGAGGACGAGGAGCCCGAGGAGGUGUCCGCCAAUCAUUUUGACUUCCUUGGAGGCAGCUGCAGCGAGGAUGAGAUCGGGAGACAUGACAAAUCCAGUGGCGCCGGCACCAGUGGAGGGGAGCUGGAGGAGGAGAGCUGGCAGCCCCCGGACCCGGAGCUCACCCAGAAGCUGGUCGCUCAGAUCGAGUACUACCUGUCCGACGAGAACCUGGAGCACGACGCCUUCCUGCUCAAGCAUGUCCGACGCAACAAGCUGGGCUUCGUCAGCGUCAAGUUGCUCACUUCGUUCAAAAAGGUGAAACACUUGACUCGUGACUGGAGGACGACUGCCUAUGCCCUGAGGCACUCCGGUGUGCUGGAGCUGAACGAGGAGGGCCGCAAGGUGCGGCGCAGGUCCGCAGUGCCGGUCUUUGCCAGCGAGUCGUUGCCCAGCCGCAUGCUGCUGCUGAGUGAUCUGCAGAGGUGGCCCGAGCUGGCAGCCCUCACCGUGGAUAACGAGGGAGGAGGAGGAGGAGGAGGAGGAGGAGCAACCCAGCAGGAGCAGCUGAUGAAGCUCCUGCUGAAGGAGUUCGGAGCCUAUGGCGCCAUCGCCUCCGUCCGGGUGCUGAAGCCCGGGAAGGACCUGCCCGCCGACCUGAAGAGGCUGAGCGGCCGCUACACGCAGCUCGGCACGGAGGAGUGCGCCAUGGUGGAGUUCGAGGAGGUGGAGGCCGCCGUCAAAGCCAACGAGGCCGCCGGGGGGAGCGAGGACGGAGGCGCCGGCUCGCUGGGCUUGAAGCUGGUCCUGAUCGGCACCAAGCCUCCCAAGAAGAAGGUGCCCAAGGACCGGCCGCGGGAGGAGGGAGGGAUGCGUAAGAGCCGCUCGCUCAACAGCAGGGUGCGAGAGCUGCAGUACCACGGGGACGACUCGGCCUGCAGCUCCUCGGAGACCGAGAGCAACCCCACGUCCCCGAGGCUGGCCCGGAAGUCCCAGUCCUGCAACAAGCUCAGCCCCACCACCGCGGGCCUCAACUUCCAGAACAAUCACCUGAGCCCCGGCAUAUCCCCGCGAAACAGCCCCUGGUCGAGCCCCCGGGCCAGCCCCUGUCCCCAGCGCAAAUCCCCGCACUCCCACAAGUCCCCUCUGGUCAGCGAGGGCAGGUUGAGCCCGGAGCCAGGCCGCCGCUGGGCUGACUACUCCUCGGACAGCAGCCUCACCCCGUCGGGGAGCCCGUGGGUCCAGCGACGCAAGCAGGUGGCGUCGCAGGAGAGCAGCCCGGUGGGGAGCCCCAUGAUGGGCCGGAAGAUCCAGAACGCCGACGGUCUUCCGCCGGGGGUGACCAGGCUGCCCAGGGGUCCCGACGGUACCCGCGGCUUCCACUGCGUGUCUGUGGCGGAGAGGGGGAAGACUGCAGCUACUCAGACUUGAUAUGUGGAGCACCAUUACGCAUUCUUCCCAUAGCCUCAAAUAAAUGAAAAAAAAAAAGAUCUAUUUGAGCUGUUCUUGGCCGUGGCUCUCAGUCCCCACCCCGCAUUUGAGACUGUGUAGAUACAUUUUUGUUGAGCGGUUUUUUUUUUUUUUUUUGUUGUUAUAUUUUUAUACGACAUUUUGAUUUACCAUGGUAACAUAAGUGAUUUACUAAUGGCAAUUUGAGUGAAUGUGAAUUGACAUUGCUUUGAAAUGGACCAGGUAAACUCCCAUUGCCGUCUAAACUUGUUCUACAUGGGGUGGAGUUGGAGAGGGAAUUCCACUUUUUUUUUUUUUUUUUUUUUUUUUUU